This is a messenger RNA of Actinia tenebrosa (Australian red waratah sea anemone), 555 nucleotides long. Its product is annotated as P2X purinoceptor 7-like. Lineage: Eukaryota; Metazoa; Cnidaria; Anthozoa; Actiniaria; Actiniidae. The record is from RefSeq and is a predicted model, not a curated record.
AUGGCUGUUCCCUAUCAAUUUGAACCGGAAAUUGCUUCUGGAGAAGAGGAUAACACACAAGAUGAAAGCAUGAGCGAGGAAAGUGAGCAAGAAGAAUUGGCGAACGAGGAAAGGCGUCAAGGUAUCGAUAAGUGGUGUACUUGUCAACAAUGUGUCGUGAUGGAAACAGCUGAUAUGUGUUUAUGUUGUAAUGAGCUUGAAUCACGAAAAUACGACAAUACACAAGACUCGACAUGUAUCACAACUAGUGAAGGCUUCCAAUGUGUGUGUCUAAAUCGAGAUGUGCUUUGGACUGCAUUAGUUUCUCUUCAUGACAGAGAAGGCUCAUCUCUUCCAACUCGAACAAAUAUUCCAAAUAACUCUCUGCGUUAUGCUAGUUAUCGCCAAUUUACAUGGUGGGUGCAUGGUUAUCUUGGCAAGAAGAUCAGAAGGGUAAUCCCAGCAUGUGUGGUAUCCAAGAUAAGAUCUACCUUCCCCAACCCAAAUGAGGAAUAUACUGGUUUUAAAGAAGAUGGAAGUGAAGUGGCUGAAGUGAAUCUUGCAUGGGAAUUUUGA